Molecule: messenger RNA, 1062 nt
Organism: Gossypium raimondii (Peruvian cotton)
Lineage: Eukaryota; Viridiplantae; Streptophyta; Magnoliopsida; Malvales; Malvaceae
Product: probable membrane-associated kinase regulator 6
Exons: 2
Coding region: 110-778 (222 amino acids)
Source: RefSeq, a predicted model, not a curated record
UAGGAAGGAGGGAUAUUAAGGUAUAUAUAUGUUACAAAAGAGUUGGGGCCUUUACUUGUAGUCCCCUUCUUCUCUGUUUUUCUUGCAUCCCUUUCAUAGAGUGGAAGCCAUGGAAACUUCACAACCCCUCUCCAUUGAAAGCUUUUCAUACAGUUGGUUAGUGAACCUAAAACCUUCUUUAGAUAGUGUAGACAGCUCCCUUAGAGCUUCACUUGAUGCAUAUGAUGAAGCUUCCUUCAUUGAAAUGGACCCGAGGAUGCCACCUUCCAAGAGGUUCUUCAGAAAUUCUCAGGAUUUUAAGUUUGAUUUUCCCAUUUCACAAACUCCCCUCACCCUUGUUCAUGCCGAUGAGCUCUUUUCCAAUGGCCAUGUCAUGCCUUUUUUCAUUAACCCUUCGAAGGUGGAGGCGUACGAAGUCUCCGGUUCGACUUCAUCCCUGCCUACUACCACUUCACAUGCACCAGAUCUCAUGGUUCCGCCAUGUAAAACGAGUCACCCUUCUUUGACAAGGUGUCGAAGAUUGUCCAAGCGGAUAUUUUCCAAAUACUUGAACUUUGUUAGGCCAUUAUAUAGAAGGAUAUUAAGAGGAAGCAAGUCAAGUGGUAGAGCUGAGAGUGUUGAUGCAAGAGUUCAUUCAAGGAAGAACUGGGUGUAUUCGACCACAACAUCUCCUAGAAUCAGCGUCGCAUACUCCGCCGACGAGUACCGAAAAUCAUGUGAUUCUGAAAGCUCGAUAUAUGAGGCAGUUCUCCAUUGCAAAAAAUCAAUCGGAAAAUGAAUGGACUAGAAUCCAUUUCAAAUCCACAUGAAGAGAAGAAAUAGGUGGUCACAAGAAGAUUACUUGGCCAGUUGUUAUUUGUCCUUUUUCUUUUCUGUUCUGACAUUGACAAUGUACAAUUUGUACUGUAAGGAUGUUAAAAGCUGUGAAAAUGUAUUUGGCCAUUGAAUUCUGGCCCUCAUGAGGAAAAAAGUGUAGGGGCUCACAACUUAAAAGGAAAUCUCUCCUUUAUUUCUGUAAAGUUUUAAAUUUAUGAAAUGAUAAGGAAUUUCUUUUUGUUUCGA